Messenger RNA from Lathyrus sativus (Indian pea), 450 nucleotides. The record is from the annotation of a GenBank genome assembly. Lineage: Eukaryota; Viridiplantae; Streptophyta; Magnoliopsida; Fabales; Fabaceae.
AUGGCGACUUCUUUCGCGCCAUUAUCCAUUUCAGUUGGUGGAUCUCAUCUCAAGUCAUCUCUGGUUGGACCUAAGCUUGCUGUUCAAAGGAAAUCAAACUUUACGAGCAGAAAGAACCUCACUUCACCACUUCGUGCAGAAUACCGUGAUAACAGAGGAGGUGGAGGUGGGGAGUUGCUUACUGGCUUUCUUCUGGGGGGUGCUAUUUUUGGAACCCUGGCUUAUGUUUUUGCUCCCCAGAUCAGAAGAACUGUGCUAGAUGAAAAUGAACAUGGGUUUCGGAGGGCCACAAAACCAAUAUAUUAUGAAGAAGAGAUAGAGAGGACCAGUGAGACCUCGAAUGACAAAAUAGGCCAACUACUCGCAGCCAUUGAUAGUAUAUCUCCCCGUCUGAAUAGCAACAACAAGAAAGUGGCUAAAGAAAGUGAUCCUGAAGUUGAAGCGAUAUAA